Zophobas morio is the source of this 2444-nucleotide messenger RNA. RefSeq lists its product as uncharacterized. Bases 109 to 1260 code for a protein of 383 amino acids. Gene Ontology annotation, cellular component: nucleus. The transcript is spliced from 2 exons. NCBI's taxonomy places the organism in Eukaryota, Metazoa, Arthropoda, Insecta, Coleoptera, Tenebrionidae. The record is from RefSeq and is a predicted model, not a curated record. Gene Ontology annotation, molecular function: zinc ion binding.
GGUUGGCUGUACAGUUGUCAUUUGUUUUGUUAUGCUGCGCAACGGGUUGACAGGUGACAUUUUGACAUAUGAUACUCAUGAUUGACAUUUAUACAAAAAUUAUAAAUAAUGUAUUAUUUGGCGAAAUUCUGUCGGAUUUGUAUAAAAACGGGCGUAAAAUUAGUGGACAUAAACACCGUCGACUUUGACUAUGUGACAUUUGGCGAGAAGCUCGAGCUGUGCACGAAAAUGGUUAUCAACAGAGAAAGUUUGUCCACACAGAUUUGUUUACAGUGCGUUAAGAAGUUGCGGCAGAGCUACGACUUCCACAAUAUGUGUAAACAGUCGACGAAAAUCCUCCAGGGGUACCUGACGGAGCUGAUCAGCAGCUCGAACAAAAUCAGCGCCGACAAUUUCGUCAACUCGGAACUGAGGGUCACGAUAACCCCCUUGGGGAAAAAUGUGUUCAAGCGGAAACGCAUCACGAAGAUGCAGAGGUGCUCGCUGUUGAAGAAGCUGCUGCUGUCGAGGAAGCACUCGAUACGGAAAGAAAAGGGGCCGCCGAGGAAGCGGCGGGUGUAUAAGCAGGCGCACAGGGGCGGCGGGCUGCGGAACAUCAUCGAGUUCACCAAGAAUUUCGACUUCGGGUAUAAAUACGACGGUAAUCACAACAAUUGUUUGAUGAGCGACGCCUCCCCUUUGAGUCGCUUGACGAACUUCACUAACACCUUUUUUCUCAACAAUUUUGCUGAAUUCAGGAACACGAUACUCUACAUUAUCGAGAAUAAAGACAACUUGUCGGAGAGCGACGACGACGACGACAUGUUCGACUCGUAUAUUCCGGAGCCCGGGGACGGCGAGGUGAAGAGCGAGGAGGUGGUGGUGGAGCCCGACAUCAAAAUCAAGACGGAGUACGACUACGACGACGGCGAGCCCAACUUUUCGUGCAAUUAUUAUGUAGAGACUUCGUACAGCGACACGGAGUGCAAGAAGGAGAACUUCGAGGUGGAGGAGAAUCCGAUAAUCAAGCAGGAGCCGCUGGAGUACGACGAGGAGCCCCAGAAUUCCGUAGAAAUGUUAGAUAAGUUAGUGGGGAAUUUGGGGCAGCAGCGGAGGGCGUUUUCUCAUCACAGUGUCCGGUGUCGAACUAGAGGAAACCCUUAUAUUAAUCCAAAGUUAAAACAGCAGUUUCUGUAUAAAAGUUUCCAGUGUGAGAAAUGCAAUCGGUAUUUUAAAAGUCCGGGCUAUCUCAAGGCUCACGUCUCGAAGAUACAUUCUUGAGCUGGCCUUCGCUUGACGUUUCUUUCGUGGCGCCCUCUGGAGGUUGGUACUGCUUGGGGGAAAAACUGAGGCCCGCUUCUCACAAGAAUUAAUUCUCGCCACUACAUUAGUGAUGAUAUAAGAAUUAAUUCUUUGCCAUUGGUCAAUCGCGCGAUAAUUCGAUGACAUGACUUAAGUCGAAUUAUCAGGUUUGGAGAAAUUCUCAUAAAAAUUGUUAACGGUUUCGCGACGUUUUUGUUACAAGUGAAACCGCCACCUUUCACCGUACGUACUAUUAGAACAUUAAAAAUUGGUAAGGCUAAACUGUAUUGUGAUGUUGCUAUUUGCUGGGGACGUGUUCAGCCGCCGACGAUGUAAAAAUAAUGAGGUCGGUGCAAUUGUACAUAAUUCUUGUUUAUAUUUAUGGCUUGCGCAUCUCCGCGUUUCCAUUCGACAUGUUAUGAAGAUUUUAGCGUUUCUAUGACUAAUGUUAGACUAAGCCUUUUCAACGAGAUGAAUUCCGACUCAUCGUCGUUUUAAUCCGAAUUUAUAGAUGUGUGAGUAAGUGUAAACUAGGUUAGUGCAUCGUAAUCAAAAACAUCAGUAUUGCAAUAUCUGCCAAGCAUCGAAAUUCUAUUCAACAUUGGUGUCCGCUGUGUAAAUUAUAUUUUUGAUAUUAUUCACCCCUCUUUUUACUUCAUCUCUUGUUUACUUCAAUUGUUACUUGUUUUAUAUAAUUUUUAUAUAUUUUUUUUAUUUUUAUGAUAGCAAGAAAUAAACUAUCCUUUUGAGUGUGUCCGAGUUUGAAUGUAGAGGUCGAACGUAGAAUAGCAAGGGGUUAAAUAGAUGGGAACGAUUUUUCUAGUUUGUGUUUGUGACGAGGGCGGCGCUGGUGUCGUCCAGAGAAAACGGCCAGAAAUGUAAUUAAAUCGAUGAAACUUCGACUACUAGAGUUACCAAGUACAAGAAUUUUCCGAUAUUAAUACCUAAACUUUUUCCAUUAUGUUUUGUUAUCAUUUGAAAGCUUUAAUUUUUUAGUCUUUAAAAUUAUGCUGGUUCAUUCCAGAAGGUUGCUCGCUCAACUCCCUUCCACUUGCCAGUGUGUGGUAUUUUUCUGUAUAAUAAAGGAUAGUUUCUCUUCAAAAAUUAACAACUUUGAGACUUUUAUCUUUCAGCUAAAUAAAUAAAAAAUUGUGUUUAUGAGA